UGAGGGGAGUUCACUUUAUCUGACAUCUCUCACCUGCCAAGUUGUGAGAUCUCUGACUCCUGUUAGCAAUUCACUCAUCAGCUCUCCUAUAUCACCAGAAUGCCUCUGCAGUUUGAAUUGUGUCCCGGUAGAAUGAUCGGAGGUAACCAUCCAUGCUUCAUCAUUGCUGAAAUUGGACAAAACCACCAGGGAGACAUUGAGAUUGCUAAGAAAAUGAUCAAGAUGGCAAAGGACUGUGGUGCUGAUUGUGCUAAAUUCCAGAAAAGUGAAUUAGAGUACAAAUUCAGCAAGCGAGCCUUGGAGCGCCCCUACAAUUCAAAACACUCCUGGGGCAAAACAUACGGCGACCACAAGCGUCACUUGGAGUUCAGCCACGAUCAGUACAAGGAACUGAAAAAGUAUGCGGAAGAGAUUGGCAUCUUCCUCACAGCUUCUGGCAUGGAUGAGAUGGCUGUGGAGUUCCUCCAUGAGCUGGAUGUGCCUUUCUUCAAAGUUGCCUCCUGCGAUGCCAACAACUUCCCCUAUCUGGAGAAAAGUGCCAAAAAAGGACGUCCCAUGGUGGUGUCCACUGGGAUGCAGUCCAUGGAGACAAUACGUCGAGUCUACAAGACAGUGAAGGAGCACAACCAGAACUUCACUCUGCUGCAGUGCACCAGCGCCUACCCUCUGGAUCCUAAAGACGUCAACCUCAGUGUGAUCACGGAAUACCAGAGGGAAUUCCCAGAUGUUCCCAUCGGAUAUUCCGGACACGAGCAGGGGAUCUACAUCACCGUGGCUGCCGUGGCGAUGGGGGCAAAGGUUGUGGAACGCCAUGUGACCCUGGAUAAGACCUGGAAGGGGAAUGACCAUGAAGCAUCCCUGGAGCCCUCAGAGCUGGCAGAGCUGGUCCGAGCCAUCCGGCUGGUGGAGGUGGCGAUGGGAUCUCCUGUCAAACAGAUGUUACCCUGCGAGAAGAACUGCCAUGAUAAGCUGGGCAAGUCAGUGGUGGCCAAGGUGGCCAUCUGCAAAGGCACGGCGCUGUGCCUGGACAUGUUUGCAGUGAAGGUUGGUGAGCCAAAGGGCAUACCUCCAGAAAACAUGCAACAGCUGGUGGGCAAGAAGCUCAAAGUGGAUGUGGAGGAGGACGACAGCAUCUUGGAGAACAUGAUAGAAUAAAGGAUCCUCCACAGAGGUUGGGAGAGAGAGGCGGACAGACAGAGACAGAGAGAGAGAGAGAGAGAGAGAGAGAGAGAGAGAGAGAGAGAGAGAGAGAGGCAGACAGGUGGAAGACGGAAAGACAAUGUUUGCAGUGCAUGAUCAGAAAGAGACAUAGAGAGAAUGAGAGGGAAGAAAUGAGUGGAACAGAAGAUUAAGUCUGUGUGUCUGGGUGAAAGAGAAAGACAAGAGGGUUGAUAAAUAGAAAUGCAGUCAGAGAAAGGCAAAUUACAUUGAAGAUGAACAGGUUUGAACAGAUCUUAAAAUGAUACCACAUGAUGCCAAUAGCUUAACCAAACAGGGUGUGUGUGUGAAAUGUAAUUACCAACAAACUGUAAUUAACGUGGUGUUGACAAAUCAGUUUACACCACCCAACUGAGAAUUUUGUCAGCAGUAAAAUCUGGGAUGAGAAGCCACACGUUCAUACUCCACGAUCUGAAAUUAAACCCUGUAAAUGUGAUGCUGGCAUUUCUGCUUGUCCCCUGUAUUCAAAUAAUAACAUGUUCUCAAACUAAAAGCGAAAAACAAAGUGGAGUUGCAUGGCUGCUGUGUGAUUUGCACAUCUUUGACAAGAUAAAUAUGAACACGCCUGUACCAGGGAAUGAAAAUAUCAGCUGGUAAUGUCAGCUAUGUUUGCAUCUCUGCACUGCCACAGCCCUCUAAAAGAUAAAUAUUUGCACCACCAGUCCCUGUCCAAACUAAGAAAUGCACCACAGCUGGCUUGUAAAAGUUCCUCACUUAAUGAUAAUAUUUCUCAUAUGUGGUAUGAACAUCAUCUCUGGAAUGAUCGGUCCCUGCCUAAUUUUCCCAGCAGUGAAUCAUAAUAAAAUAGUGUGGUGUGGUUACAAAUGCAAAUAUAUUUAGGCUGUACUUGAAUUAUGUGCAGUGCCUAUACUGAAUUUGUGGGGAAUGUCACAGACAAAUGGUGUUCGGAUUUCAUGUGCAACAACUGUUGAUUCCACAGUUGUGGCCCUUUCAUAGUAAUCAAUGUUUCUGUGUUGUUAGUCUUGUAAAUAAAAAAGGGUGUUAGAAA
Messenger RNA from Toxotes jaculatrix (banded archerfish), 2227 nucleotides. Its product is annotated as sialic acid synthase-like. The transcript is spliced from 6 exons. Lineage: Eukaryota; Metazoa; Chordata; Actinopteri; Toxotidae. The coding region runs from base 100 to 1155 and encodes 351 amino acids. The record is from RefSeq and is a predicted model, not a curated record. Gene Ontology annotation, biological process: carbohydrate biosynthetic process. Gene Ontology annotation, molecular function: N-acylneuraminate-9-phosphate synthase activity.